Messenger RNA from Indicator indicator, 3150 nucleotides. It is a transcript of the gene CNNM1, whose product is annotated as cyclin and CBS domain divalent metal cation transport mediator 1. The coding region runs from base 1 to 3150 and encodes 1049 amino acids. The transcript has 12 exons. Gene Ontology annotation, cellular component: plasma membrane. Gene Ontology annotation, molecular function: transmembrane transporter activity. Gene Ontology annotation, biological process: magnesium ion homeostasis; transport. The record is from RefSeq and is a predicted model, not a curated record. NCBI's taxonomy places the organism in Eukaryota, Metazoa, Chordata, Aves, Piciformes, Indicatoridae.
AUGAAACCGAGAGCGAAUGUGGCCGCGGGGUCCUGGGACGGGGCUCACUGCUCGGGGCUGCCAGGGAUGUGGGAUGCUGCCCCGCGGGCCGUGCGUGCAACGCGUAACCCCCUCCCCGUUGUCCGCCGCUCCGCCGGCUCCUCCCUCCGGGGCGCCGCGGGACUGCUCCCGGUCGCACGUGGCGCGGCGGCUGCCCGCCCCCCCGGCCCACGUGUGCCGCCGCGCCGUGCACUGCCGUGCCGGCUCCCCGCUGCAGUCCCGGUGCGGCGGGCAGGCGCUGAGGUGCCGGCGCUGCGGUGCCGGCGCAACGGCAUGGCGGCUGCGGCGGGCCCGGGGCGCGGUGGCAGCGGCGGCAGCGGCGGCUGGGGCCGAAGCCGGGGCGCCGUGCUGCUUCUCUUCUUUUCGCUGUCACCGCGGCCGCCGGCCGGGGCCGCCUGGCUGCUGGGGUUGCGGCCCGAGGACACGGCGCCGGGCCGGGUAUCCCUAGAAGGCGGUGCGGUGCAAGCGGCCGAGGGGAGCCGUUUCCUCCUGCGCCUCUACUUCCAGCCGCCGCCUGAAGGCAACGGCAGCCGCGGGCCGGCGGGCGAGCGGGAGCCGCGGCUGGUCUUCAUCGAGGAGGCGGCUCCGGCGACCGCGGGGGGUGGCAAGACGGCGCGAGGCCCGGCGGAGCGGUGCCGGGAGCGCAGCGCCUGGGCCUCGGACGUGGAGGUCGUGGGGCCGCUGCGCUCGGGUGGGGCAGCGGGCUCGGCGCUGGCUGAGGUGCGGGUGCGGGAGCCGCGCAAGGGAGAGACGGCAGCGGCGCCGGGCGGGCGGCUCUUCUCCCUGUGCGCCUGGGACGGGCGGGCCUGGGCGCACCACGGGGCUGCGGGCGGCUUCCUGCUGCGGGUCCGGCCGGCGGCCCCGGCGCUGGGCACCUGGCUGCUGCCACUGCCCGAGGCGAGCUGGCUGCGGGCGCUGGGCGCCCUGCUGCUGCUGGGGCUGUCGGCGCUGUUCAGCGGGCUGCGUCUCUCGCUGCUCUCGCUGGACCCGCUGGAGCUUCGCGUUCUGCGCAACAGCGGCUCGGCCGCCGAGCGGGAGCAGGCGCGGAGGGUGCAGGCGGUGCGCGGUGGCGGCGGUACCUACCUGCUCUGCACGCUGUUGCUGGGGCAGGCCGGGGCCAACGCGGCGCUGGCCGGCUGGCUGUGCGCUUCGCUGCCUGGCGGCGGGGUGGCGGCGGCCGGCGGGCCGCGGGGAGCGCCGUGGUUGCCGGUGCUACUGUGCACCGCCGCCGUCUUUUUGGGUGGAGAGGUGCUGCCCUACUCGGUCUGCUCGCGGCACGGGCUGGCCAUCGCCUCCCGCACCCUGUGCCUCACCCGGCUGUUGAUGCUGGCCGCCUUCCCGCUCUGCUAUCCGCUCAGCCGGCUGCUGGACUGGGCACUGCGGCAGGAGCUCAGCGUCUUCUCCACGCGGGAGCGGCUGCUGGAGACGCUGCGCGCUGCUGGGCCCCACGGCGACCUGGUGCGGGAGGAGCUGGCCAUGGUGCAGGGAGCGCUGGAACUGCGCACCAAGGUAGUGGAGGACGUGCUGACGCCGCUGGCUGACUGUUUCAUGCUUCGCGCCGAUGCUGUGCUGGACUUUGCCACUGUCUCCGAGAUCCUCCGCUCCGGCUACACGCGCAUCCCCGUCUACGAGGGUGACCGGCGCGACAAUAUUGUCGACCUACUUUUCGUCAAGGACCUGGCCUUCGUCGACCCUGAUGACUGCACUCCCCUGCAGACUGUCACCCGUUUCUACCGCCGCCCGCUCCACUGCGUCUUCAAUGACACGCGCCUUGACACACUGCUUGAGGAGUUCAAGAAGGGAAAGUCCCACCUGGCCAUUGUCCAGCGGGUGAACAACGAAGGGGAAGGAGACCCAUUCUACGAGGUGAUGGGCAUUGUCACUCUGGAGGAUGUCAUUGAGGAGAUCAUCAAGUCCGAGAUCCUGGAUGAGACGGAUCUGUACACAGACAAUCGGAAGAAGGAGCGGGUGCCCCACCGGGGACGCAAACCUCAGGACUUCUCCAUCUUCAGGCUUUCAGACAGUGAGAUGAAGGUGAAGAUCUCCCCACAGCUCCUCCUGGCUACACAUCGGUUCAUGGCAACAGAAGUGGAACCUUUCAAGUCCCCCUACCUCUCUGAGAAGAUUCUGCUGCGGCUCUUAAAACACCCCAACGUUAUCCAGGAGCUCAAGUACGACCGAAAAAACAAGAAGGCAGCGGAGCAUUACCUCUACCAGCGCAAUCGCCCUGUAGACUACUUCGUCCUCAUCCUGCAGGGAAAAGUGGAGGUGGAGGUUGGCAAGGAAGGGCUGCGUUUUGAGAAUGGAGCAUUCACUUACUAUGGCAUCCCUGCCAUCAUGGCUGUUGUCUCCUCAGAUAAUGAUGUGCGGAAAAUGGGCAGUCUCACCGGAUCCUCCUUCCUGUUGCCUGUCUCAGUGUCCCGUACCUUUGCCUUCAGUAGAGGGGACUCCCUGGCUGGCUCUCCAGUGAACAGGUCUCCAUCAAGGUGCAGUGGUCUCAACCGCUCCGAGUCCCCCAACCGGGAGCACAAUGACUAUGGGGGCAGCACCACACAGCUCCACAGUGGCAGCAACAACAUCUACACACCUGACUACUCUGUGCACAUCCUCUGUGAUGUGCAGUUUGUCAAGGUCACCCGGCAGCAGUACCACAACGCACUGGUGGCCAGUCGCAUGGACAGCUCACCUCAGUCUCCUGACAUGGAGGCCUUUGACAGGGAUUCAACAAAGGCCUCAUCAGCACGGGGAACUCCACAGACACCCAAGGAGGACCCCACCACCCUCCUGAAUGAGAGGAACAGCAGCCACUCUGAGGGGCUGCACAGUCCCAGUGAUUCGGUGUUCCUGCACAUGGAGGGCAUCCCCUUCAUCCAGGAGGAGCUGGCUGACAGUGAGGAGAACAGCAAACGGCAGAACAGUGAGUGCGGCAACACCGUCCUGGAGGCUGAGUCCCCAGGUAGAGAGGCUGGGAACAGCUCAUCACCGAGCAGCCCUGAGGAGAUGCUGGGCAGGAGACUGCUGAGAUCCCUCAGUGGGCACAAGCAGCAGCCAUCACUGGAGGGUGAGAAGAUGCCCGAGGAGAGCUCCAGUCUUGCCCAGAUAAUCACCUGA